GCUUACACCACAGUCAUUACAAAUACUCUGUUAUGUUCCUGUCCUGAUUUCCAAAAAGCUUUUUGUCUUCUUGAAAGUUUUGAAUGUAGAACCAAACAGCAAAUUUAUUUAUCAAAAAGCUUUGCUAACAGAUGAAUUAAGAACAAUUUUUGACAGUUCUCCUAAAAUCACUUUGCAGCCAAGCCAAAAAUCUGUCAAGCAACUUAAAGAACAAAUUACUUUUAUAAAACAACAUAAACGUAAACCAAUUGAUGGAAAAUGUCCUAUCUGUUACGACCCUUUGAAUAACAAUGAAAAAUUGGUUUGGUGCCAAAGCGGUUGUGGAAACAAUAUACAUGAGGAUUGCUUUAUCCAGUGGGAAAGAAGAACAAGUCCAGCG
Messenger RNA from Diversispora eburnea, 379 nucleotides. The record is from the annotation of a GenBank genome assembly. NCBI's taxonomy places the organism in Eukaryota, Fungi, Glomeromycota, Glomeromycetes, Diversisporales, Diversisporaceae.